Molecule: messenger RNA, 5542 nt
Organism: Oncorhynchus keta (chum salmon)
Lineage: Eukaryota; Metazoa; Chordata; Actinopteri; Salmoniformes; Salmonidae
Exons: 6
Coding region: 1446-2390 (314 amino acids)
Source: RefSeq, a predicted model, not a curated record
CAACGUUAAAUAUAGCAUGAAGAACAGUUGCUUUUUCUUGUCAUUGCAUACUCUGCAAUUAUAGUAAAAGUGCAGACAUCAGGAAGCAGAGCAAAUCUAGUUUCGUGUUAAGGCUCGGGAGAGACGAAGGUCGAAAGCCAUGCGUCCUCCGAAACACCGUGCGCAUCCAACCCGGAAGCCAGCCGUGUCAGAGAAAACACCAUGCACCUGGCGACCUGGUUGGCGUGCACUGCGCCCGGCCCGCCACAGGAGUCGCUAGUGCGUGAUGAGACAAGGAUAUCCCUACCGGCCAAGCCCUCCCUAACCGGGACAACGCUAGGCCAAUUGUGCGUCGCCCCAUGGACCUCCCGGUCGCGGCCGGCUGCGACAGAGCCUGGGCUCACACAGCUAGCAAUGCGAUGCAGUGCCCUAGACCACUGCGCCACCCGGGAGGCCCCACAUAGUUCUACUUUUACUCAAGUAUGACAAUUGGGUACUAUUUUCACCACCGAUCAUGAGGUACUGUACCUCAGGGGAGCAAUAUCUCGAGACUUCCUUAAUAUUAGACAUUGCACACCAGCUGUUAUUGACAAAUAGACACACACCACCACCCCUCGUCUUACCAGAGGUAGCUGUUCUGUCUUGCCGAUUCUCACAAGGGACUCGAAUCUGCGCUGAUGUUUUAAUUACAGAAUAAUAAUUCACUUUUUCAAUGCUAGUUAAGGAUACUAUAGCUAUCACAUUUUACAUUGGAUUCAUUAACUACAAAAAGCUAAGAAGUGUUUUCAUUUACAUUUUGGUGGUACCAGUGGCGUGUAUUCAUGGAUGCCAAGGGAAGCCAGGAUUCCCCAAAGAAUUUACAACAAAAAAUCAUUUGUAAAAAAUUAAAUAAUAAUAAUUUAUCUUUCAUAAGUGUUAUUCAACAAAUUGAAUGUAUCUCACUGGAGAAAGCAUCCGAGCGAACAAAAAAUGUAUCUAUUUGAUGCUGUCUGGUCAAAAUAGAGUAUUACAUUGUUGCAAGCAUUUGGCCUCCCUUUAUUAAAUAAUAGCCAACCAGCAUUGAGCUAAAGUGAGUGAUCUCAGCUGUGAAUGGUCAUAGUGUGCCAAAAAAAAGUGUCAAAGGAAGCCAGUUUGGUUUUGGCUUCAGAGCAAUCACAUCAGAAACCAAACAUCAUGGAGAUAGGAAUUUUGACCUUUUUUUUUGCGAUUCUGAUCCAACCAUACAUUCAUACAUUGUGCCCUGACCAUACACUAAAAAUAUAAAAAUAUAUAAAUAUACACUGACCUGAGAGGAUGAAAGUUCAACAUGUAGCUAGAUGUAGUAUGCUCAUGUUUACUAGCUGGCCUGGCGCAUUGUUGCUCCUGAAGUUAAGUUAGGCUAGCGAACAAGCAUUUUAGCCAGGUAGCCUAGGACAACAAAAACUGAAACUGUACUGUAUGAGAGAGUCAUAGACUGUUUAGGCAACAUGAAAGAAAAGGACGGCAUUGGCGUUUCUACAACUAGGGUGUGGAUUGUGAAGAUGGAGGGAGAGCAUCCUCAUGAGGAGAAGCAGACUGAAACUGCUUGCUGUGCAUCCCAAUGUCCCAAAGAUGGAGAGGAAAGGCAGGGACAAGGGGCUAUGUUAUGGUCCAUCCAGGAGGCAGUGGAGAGGCAGACCAUGCAGAUAGGAGCGUCCGCUUGUGGGGCAACGGCCGUAGUGGAUGUCCUACAGGCCCUCGGCAUCAUUGUGGCACCCGAGACGGCUGACCGGUGUGUGCGGACGUGCCUGAGGAGGAACGAGGCGCCGCUGCCCGAUUACCUGUUCUCCCGGAGCGAGGCUGGCGCCACACACGCACAGCUGAUAGCUGGGGCGGAGCAGGCCAGUGGUGGGCGCGUGCUGGGUCGCCACUUCCCCCUCCACCCUCGCCGGCGGGUGAGGCUGGUACCCUGGCUGGCACAGUGGAUCCAGAAAGGGGCAGUGCCCGUGGCCACCAUGAACAUGCAGCUGGCAGUGCCAGAGGGAGAGGAGGUUCCCGACGCAUGGCACCACCAACUCAUCUUUGGGGUCGGACCCGACACUGUCUAUAUGACCAACCCCCUGGAUGUGGUGAGUGAGCGGGAGGUGCAUCAGCGACUCUGCAGUGAAUCUGUGUUGCUGAUACGUCGAGAGGAUGUGCUGCUGAGAUUGACAGCUGACGCCCCUCUGUCUAGUCUAUCAGACGACCAGUCUGACCCACGCUGGAAAGCCCUGGAUGUGGAGGGUCAAUUGAGGCAGAUGAUUCGUGAGGAAGACCAUGAUGAUGAAGAUCAGUUUAGGAUGAGCCAUGUCGUGAUCCCCGCAGCGUACAGUUCAGGUGUGACGGUCUUCGCCCUCAGAGACUCAGACCAAGGACAGGAGCUUCUCCACACCCCUGAACUCCCUUUGCUUUGAUAUGGCUGGACAGUGGACACAUCAUUACCAAAAAUCUUGCUCUGAUUGGACAAUGCAUCUUUGACCUUCCCACUAUUGUUACAUGUAUUCGGUGAGGGGAAAUGUUCAGAAACUGGUGAUAGAAAUGUCAUUAAUAGAGCUAACAUGGUUCCUUAUUCUACAGGUAAGAGAGGCUUGUCUGUUCUACAUAUUAUAUUUCUAUCUGAACAUCUAACAAUGUUGCACCCUGCUGAAUGUGCCCCAGGUGUAUUCAGUGAGGUGAAGCACUCAUCAACAAAAAAGAAGCACUCAAAAACUAUAGAAUUGAUAGAGCUGACUCAAUUUCCUAUUCAGACACAACUCAUAAUUCUGAUAUGUCUAUCUACAGUGGGGCAAAAAAGUAUUUAGUCAGCCACCAAUUGUGCAAGUUCUCCCACUUAAAAAAGAUGAGAGAGGCCUGUAAUUUUCAUCAUAUGAUAGACAAAAUUAGAAUAAAAAAAAAAUACAGAAAAUCACAUUGUAAGAUUUUUAAUGAAUUUAUUUGCAAAUUAUGGUGGAAAAUAAGUAUUUGGUCACCUACAAACAAGCCAGAUUUCUGGCUCUCACAGACCUGUAACUUCUUCUUUAAGAGGCUCCUCUGUCCUCCACUCGUUACCUGUAUUAAUGGCACCUGUUUGAACUUGUUAUCAGUAUAAAAGACACCUAACCUCAAACAGUCACACUCCAAACUCUACUAUGGCCAGGACCAAAGAACUGUCAAAGGACACCAGAAACAAAAUUGUAUACCUGCACCAGGCUGGAAAGACUGAAUCUGCAAUAGGUAAGCAGCUUGGUUUGAAGAAAUCAACUGUGGGAGCAAUUAUUAGGAAAUGGAAGACAUACAAGACCACUGAUCAUCUCCCUCGAUCUGGGGCUCCACGCAAGAUCUCACCCCGUGGGGUCAAAAUUAUCACAAGAACGGUGAGCAAAAAUCCCAGAACCACACGGGGGGACCUAGUGAAUGACCUGCAGAGAGCUGGGACCAAAGUAACAAAGCCUACCAUCAGUAACACACUACGCCGUCAGGGACUCAAAUCCUGCAGUGCCAGACGUGUCCCCAUGCUUAAGCCAGUACAUGUCCAGGCCCGUCUGAAGUUUGCUAGAGAGCAUUUGGAUGAUCCAGAAGAAGAUUGGGAGAAUGUCAUAUGGUCUUUGCAUCCAAAGAACACCAUACCUACUGUGAAGCAUGGGGGUGGAAACAUCAUGCUUUGGGGCUGUUUUUCUGCUAAGGGACCAGGACGACUGAUCGGUGUAAAGCAAAGAAUGAAUGGGGCCACGAAUCGUGUGAGAUUUUGAGUGAAAACCUCCUUCCAUCAGCAAUGGCAUUGAAACGUGGCUGGGUCUUUCAGCAUGACAAUGAUCCCAAACACCGCCUGGGCAACAAAGGAGUGGCUUCGUAAGAAGCAUUUCAAGGUCCUGGAGUGGCUUAGCCAGUCUCCAGAUCUCAACCCCAUAGAAAAACUUUGGAGUGAGUUGAAAGUCCGUGUUGCCCAGCAACAGCCCCAAAACAUCACUGCUCUAGAGAAGAUCUGCAUGGAGGAAUGGGCCAAAAUACCAGCAACAGUGUGAAAACCUUGUGAAGACUUACAGAAAACGUUUGACCCCUGUCAUUGCCAACAAAGGGUAUAUAACAAAGUAUUGAGAUAAACUUUUGUUAUUGACCAAAUACUUAUUUUCCACCAUAAUUUGCAAAUAAAUUCAUUAAAAAUCCUACAAUGUGAUUUUCUGGAUUUCUUUUCCUCAUUUUGUCUGUUAUAGUUGAAGUGUACCUAUGAUGGAAAUUACAGGCCUCUCUCCAUCUUUUUAAGUGGUGGAACUUGCACAAUUGGUGGCUGACUAAAUAUUUUUUUUGCCCCACUGUAUAAUAUUGGCCAGUCAUGUUGUACACAACACAUUUUUUAUCUGAACAUUCAUUAAUGUUACUCCGACCUGAACGAGGCCCUGCUGCUGUACAGUAGGAUAUCCGUCCCUGACAGUAAUACUUUGUUUGAACACUUUUCUGGGUCGUAUUCACUGACAUCAAGCAGAAGAAAAUGAACCGAAACAGGGAGUGACUCCCUGAACUUACCCAAUAACAAACAUUAAUUUUCCUAUUCCAUUGCAUAACGUUUUGCUAUAGUAUGCACUAAUGAAUUUGACCCUGAUCUUAUGUGUGUGAUGUUAAGAGUAGCCUACUUGAUGUAUGCCCCUGCACCAGUGGAGGCUGCUGAGUGGAGAACGGCCCGUAAUAAUGGCUAGAACUGCGCAAAUAGAAUGGAACCAAACACAUAGAAACCAUGUGUUGGAUGGACUUGAUACCAUUCCACUAAUUCCGCUCCAGCCAUUACCAAGAGCCCGGCCUCCCUAAUUAAGUUGCCACCAACCUCCUGUGCCCUGCACAUUGAAAUGGUGCACGGUUUGAAACCCUGUCUUCUGCAGCAGGACAAUCAACCCUAAUGCGCCACUCUGCAAUACCAGAUAAGCUAAAUCUGUGGCACCGGGAUGUAAAUGUGAUGCUGUGCUCAUCUACACAGAUACAGAUUAGGUGUAUAUCGUGAGUGUGCUCAUGAUUUGCAGUUUUCUGUACUCAAGAAUUUUGGCUACCACUUAUUUGGCCAGUUUCCCAGACACAGAUUAAGCCUGGUCCUUGACUAAGAAUGAUGUUCAAUGGAGAUUCUCCAUUAACAGUAGCAGUUGAGUCCAGGACUAGGCUUGACCUGUGUCCAGGAAACCAACCAAAUAUGAAACCAUGUUUAAAUCAAUCAACAUGUAUCUGUUGUCGUUCCACGUUGUGAUGUUUGUCAUUGUUAACUCCCUUUUAUUUGUAAGCUAUCAAAAUACAUAAAGAGUCGCAAGACCUAUAUAUAACAACUCCCAGUCAUUUAUUGGGUAAAACACCAAAGUUUCGGCUGUAGCUCAGUUGGUAGAGCAUGGCGCUUGUAACGCCAGGGUAGUGGGUUCGAUUCCCGGGACCACCCAUACGUAGAAUGUAUGCACACAUGACUGUAAGUCGCUUUGGAUAAAAGCGUCUGCUAAAUGGCAUAUAUUAUUAUUAUUAUUAUUCUUCGGGGUCAUGUCAUGAAUGCUUGAACCAGGUUAUGAAGACAAACGGUGCAAUUAGUGUAACCAAUAACAAUAGUGAGGGGUGUAAAUGA